GGGUUCCAUAGAACACCCAGAUAGAAUGAUUUGAAUACAAAGGAUUGGAUAGGAUGGAGAGAGACAGAUGUGCACGAUCUGAGGAAGUGCGAUGAUUCAUGCUCCUCUCCCCGGGGCUCAUCUGAAAACGUAGUAGGUGCAGAGGGCCAGCCUGGCCAGUUCGUAGGCUGCAACGUGGCAAAGCGAAUGUCCUCUCAGAACAUUGAAGAGGAUCAGCGCCAGAAGCGGCAUGAACCAGAGCAACAACCUAUGCAGCUAAUCAACUCAGCAUCGCUACAGAAGAUCGACAUACUGUCUCCUUCAACUGGUGGGGUGGCAUUUUUCACGGAAUUCCCGUCAUCUGUGCCCGAUGUGAGCCGCCAUAUGCCCUCUGCUCUUCAGCAGUGCGAGUACCCACCACCGCUUCAACAGCAGCAAACGGUGCCUGUUUGCAGUAAAAUUAACGACCCAGUCCAAAUCCCAAGCGAGCAUGCACAGCUUCAGGCAGUGGUUGCUGAUAUUUCUGGCCUCCGUACCUGCAGCUUGAAUCCUGUGUCCAGCCCGCUUGUUGGCCAAUCGGUGAACUGCAGAAGCAAUUCUGUUUUCAGAGACCUGAGCCAUGCAUCAAUGCAGAGCAGCUUUACUGUUGAAACCAUGGUUGCCGAUACACUGCCACCUAAAGAACCUAUCCCCGGUGCUGCGAACGGCAGGAAAGAGGGUUCCGCUGGCAAAAGAGCACCCGAUGACUUGCGGGGCUCACGCAUAUGUCUAUCUUCCACGCCCAAGGAUGAGACGAUGCUCAAGGAUGGAGGAGUUAUAGCCACCCUCAAGUCCUCGCCUCUGCCGCUCGCUCCGUGUCUUCCUAUCAACGCCCCAAAGUUCAGCCGUGAAAUGAUGGACUAUGGCUGCGACAAAGGUGCUGGAACAACUGCCUUGGGGAUGCUAGAAGUGGGUCCAAGGAGUCUAGAAGAGCAUACGGUUGGAGAGAUCGAGCAGAAGCAUCUUCCAGCGAGAGGUCUGAACUUGCAGCAGAGUGAGAGUCAGUUCCUGCCAGUGGAGCACCAGCCUGCCAGGGUUUCACAGGGUGAUGAAGAUUAUCUUGUGCCGGACAUGAAGCAGCGAUCGUCUAUACCUUCUCGCUCCGAAAGCUGCACUAGGAGUAGUAAUUCGCAGGGGAUGUCCUUGGGCGACUUGGAAGAAGUGAUUGGAAGGCACUUGCGGGUGGGAUCAAGAGAUGGUGAUUCGAGUAAGACGGCAACUGGGAGCUUGAUAAGACUUGUGGCUGCGGCGAGUAUGGACACGGAUGAUCGCAGUGAUAGUCGGCGGCAGCAACAGCCGCUGUGUCAGGAGCUGCUCCUAGAGAGCAGGGAUACCCUGGAGUUGGCAUGGCCGACAAAGUCGCUGGACGUACCUGAAUCAGCAAAGCAGGAUGGGGGCAACCAUUUACAUCCUGGCAGGAGAGAGUUGCACUCCCAAUCACAUGCACUUGAUUCAUCUACAGGGAGCAAACAAUGUGCACCGUCACUCCGGACACAGGAACAGGUAUUGUUUCCUGUCGAUGAGUCUCAACAACAGCCACUACGAUGCCAUUCAGCAGAGGCAAUAUUUGCUAGAAAGAAGCAGAGUUCCUCUCCCUGUCAUCAGGCCUUCCUUUCUGGGCAUUUGCCUUUCUACCCCUCACAGCAGGUGUUCUUCUCACCACCUUGGCAUCAGGUGGAAGCUGGCCAAAUGCCUGUUCCCCGAGAAGGAAUGAUCGCCUUGAGCCAGCAUGCACCGGUGACUAGCUUAUUGCUGUCGGAGAGUCGUCACCAGCAAAGCGAGAGGAACUUAGUUAUCCGUGAGAGCCACAACUCAAUGCAAACCUUGCAAAGCGAGCGACAUCUCACAUCCAAUCAGCAGCAGUUUUUGUCGUUUGAUCGUUCGACAAUACCCCGGCAUUUGGAUCUGGUUUCCCAGCUGUCUCAGAACAAUGUUGCGUUGCCAAAUGACCAAACUCAGCAAACAACUCUUGCAGUUCCAAGAGUCCCUCUUGGGCCUCUUCCUGUUAUGGAUCAGCCGAUCCCAACCCAUGACCAGCAACUGCUGAUGGCUGACGGCCAGCUUUCGUCACGGGAUGUGGAUAUUCCGAUACCAUUUGAACCACCCCCCUUCCUGGGCACAGGUCAGCAAUUCUCUGCACUGCACCAGGAAGUGGGAACAAGUCCAGAUGAGCACAUCUUGAUUCCUGGUCUACAACUGUCGGUAGCCAGUUCGCAGGCAGCUUUUCAAGUGGCGCAGUUAUUGGCCUCGUCCCAGAAUGCUGCGAUGCUAGGGUUCACGAUUUCUGGACUGUCAGAUCAUCCCCCCGCAUCGUCUUUCAGCGAGGUUGGUAUUGGUCCUUCCCAGCACCUGAGGGUGCCAACUCAGCAGCAUGUUUCACUUCAGAAAGAGGAAGCCAAAGUCGAGGGUACCAAAUCGUUGGCCGCUCCCUCUGGUCGGUCGCAGCACUCGGAGAACUCACAGCCUUUUGACCGGGAGUCAAGAUUUGGCAGCUGUAUGGCUGUCCAUCCAUCAGCAGCUUUGGCCAGUUCGCGGACUCAUGGGGGCGACUCCAUCGCUGGUGCACCAGGCCUCCCUGUUCCUAUAGGAGACUCGUUCACGUCAUCCAUCUUGACUUCGCAUACGCCAAGGUGGGGUGCGGCUACAAUCUUGAGCAGGUCAGUGUCUGAGCACGACGCUGUUCAUCAAGGAGCUCAAAUGUCAGAGUACUUGUUUGCUGUGUCCCAAUCUGGGAAAAUGGCUCCGUCAGAUUGGACCUCGCCUCCUUUAAUGAGUCGGCCAACCUGGGGUUUAACUGGUAUCCCAGAUAGGACGGCGAUUGAGCUCGAAACUCCAGCAUCGACGUACUCGUCUCGUCAACGGUCUUCACCAUCUGGCCCAACAGAGUGGAGGUUAGCAACGGAAUCAAAUAGUGUGCCAGCUCAGUUUGAAGCAGCCCACAGCGGUGCGAUAUCAUCAUCAAGCGUGUCGGAGAACUCGUCCCCUAAUAGGUGGACAGAUGCCGGGGCGUCUCGGAGCAACACUUCUUUGGAGGCACCAAUGUCAUUCCGUCAGAGAGAUGGUGGGGAGGAAGGGAGGAAGGGAGACAAGGAGAAAUGUGGGGAUGACGCAGGAGGGAAAGGAGGAGGAGGAGGAGAGGGAUGGCAAGAGAAGAAGACUGAAGAAUUGAGGACGGACGGACUCAGACUGAGAACUCUACGAUGCUAUAGCCCUCUGCGCUUCAAAUACUCACUUCAGACAAUGUUGAUGACAGUGGUGAUGAUGAUGCUGAUGAUGCUCAUGGUGCUCAUGGUGCUCAUGGUGCUCAUGGUGCUCAUGGUGCUCAUGGUGCUCAUGAUGCUCAUGAGUCAUGAUGCUGAUGAUGCUCAUGAUGAUCUCAUAAGGCUAUCGCCAUUUGUGAAGCAGUCGAUGAAAUGUGCCAUUGACGACUACUCCAACACCAAGCUAAUCCCUCCCCCCACUCCACGAGGCACCACCCCACUCUAAACUCUUAGUAGACACCAGUCGUGACCUAUGAGUGUUGGUGGAGAAGCCUGCUUUGAGGAUAGAGAAAACGUCCCGCAGCCUCAUUCCUCCCCUUCCUAAGCUGUGUUAGACCGCAACACAAGCUGGUUGGCAUAGAACCGAAGAAGUCACUGGCGAAGAAGGAACACAACGUUGCACUUCCCGUCCUUGCUCUUGAUUGCCCGCCUCGCUCGCCUGCCGCACUCACCAUCAGCGCUCACGCCAGCAGAGCCGCG
Messenger RNA from Chara braunii, 3758 nucleotides. The record is from the annotation of a GenBank genome assembly. NCBI's taxonomy places the organism in Eukaryota, Viridiplantae, Streptophyta, Charophyceae, Charales, Characeae.